This is a messenger RNA of Helianthus annuus (common sunflower), 990 nucleotides long. Its product is annotated as extensin-like. The transcript is spliced from 3 exons. Lineage: Eukaryota; Viridiplantae; Streptophyta; Magnoliopsida; Asterales; Asteraceae. The record is from RefSeq and is a predicted model, not a curated record. Bases 1 to 990 code for a protein of 329 amino acids.
AUGCCUCCAAGAGUAAGAGGACGAGGCAAGGGUCCCAUGCGUGGAGAACCGUCGUCAGCUGGACCAUCACACAGACGCACUCUAUCGGCGUCUCUAUCCUCCUCCGACUCUCACGAUAUGUGGGGUCAACCUUACGAGCCGGCAAGACACUCAAUCUCGCUAAGCUCUUCACCUUCCUUUCAUCCGUCUUUCGGGCCGUUUGCUCCAAAUGAACCUGAACACUUUCAUCACUCUCAACAAUCUCACCAUUCGCACGAGUCUUACCCAUCACAUAACUCUUUGCAAUCUCACUCGUUUCAUCACUCUGACUCCCCCUACUCCCUGGGACAGUUCAACCCAGCCGAUUAUGUUAAUGAUUUUCUUGGCUAUAACCCAUCGGGCCCUGAGGACCAUUUCUCUCAGGAAAUGGAGAUGGAUGAUGACCCUGACCCGGAGAUGCAAACAGGAACCCCGAGCCACCCUAUCAGCAUAUCUAGUGGGUCUCUCUCUCCAACCCAACCACCUUUGGAAGAUCCUCAACUUCAAGCUGUCUCACCACCACCACUCCCAGUAGAGGAGCCACCGCAGCCACCUCCCGAGCCUCCGAGGCGAAGGAGGAACGCACGCAUGUCUGUAAGAGGAGGACCCCGUUUCAGUUCUCCUCAUGGUUCGAGUUCCUAUCCCCCUAUUCCAGAGGACCCCCAGAUGGGUGGGCCCUCAAACGCGGCACCGGAGGCUAAUCCUCCGCAAGCUUCUUAUGCACCACCUCAGCAGUAUCACCACCUCUAUCCUUCUACUUACCCUUCUAUGCAUCCAGCUGGAUACCCGGGUCAGGGUUACCAGUACCCGCCGUACCAGCCGCCUCCUCCCCAGCAGCUUCAGCAACAGCAACAAACCCAGGAAAUUCUGGAGAGGCUAGCUAAGGUUGAGAACAAGGCUAGGAAGAACAAGGAAAGGCAUACUAGCUUCAUGAAAGGCCUUGCGAACCUUAUCAAAGGGAAGAAGAAGUAG